GGUCCGUGGUUCGCUGCGGGUGUGGGAGUGGAGGCCCGGCUGCAACCGGAAGCGGUGGCUGCUCCGGGUCCGGUCGGCUCAGGUGGGCGUCCGGGCGCCCAGCUCCGACAUGACCAACGAGCUGGACAUCUUCGUGGGGAACACGACCCUCAUCGACGAGGAUGUGUACCGGCUCUGGCUGGACGGAUACUCGGUGAACGAUGCCGUCGGGCUGCGGGUGCGCUCGGGCAUCCUGGAGCAGACGGGGGCCACGGCGGGCGUGCUGCAGAGCGACACCAUGGACCACUACCGCACGUUCCACAUGCUUGAGCGCCUGCUGCAUACACCACCCAAGCUGCUGCACCAGCUCGUCUUCCAGAUCCCGCCGUCCCGGCAGGCCCUGCUCAUCGAGAGGUAUUACGCCUUUGACGAAGCCUUUGUCCGGGAGGUGCUUGGAAAGAAGCUGUCCAAGGGCACCAAGAAGGACUUGGAUGACAUUAGCACCAAGACCGGGGUGACCCUCAAGAGCUGCAGGAGACAGUUUGACAACUUCAAGAGAGUCUUCAAGGUGGUGGAGGAGAUGCGGGGCUCCCUGGCCGGCAACAUCCAGCAGCAUUUCCUCCUUUCUGACCGGCUGGCCAGGGACUAUGCUGCUGUCGUCUUCUUCGCUAACAACCGCUUUGAGACGGGGAAGAAAAAGCUGCAGUAUCUGACUUUUGGGGACUUGGCCUUCUGUGCUGAGCUGAUGAUUCAAAACUGGACACCCGGCGCUGUGGACUCUCAGGUGGAUGACAUGGAUGUAGACUUGGACAAGGAAUUUCUUCAGGAUCUGAAGGAGCUCAAGGUGCUGGUGGCUGACAAGGACCUUCUCGAUCUGCACAAGAGCUUGGUGUGUACCGCUCUCCGAGGGAAACUUAGCGUCUUCCCAGAGAUGGAAGCCAACUUCAAGAACCUGUCCCGAGGGCUGGUCAACAUCGCCUCCAAGCUCACCCACACCAAGGACGUGCGGGACCUGUUUGUGGACCUUGUUGAGAAGUUUAUAGAACCGUGCCGCUCCGACCGCUGGCCGCUGAAUGACGUCCGGCUCUUCCUGAACCAGUAUUCAGCAUCGGUCCACUCCCUAGAUGGCUUUCGGCACCAGGCCCUCUGGGAUCGUUACAUGGUCACCCUUCGCAGCUGUCUCCUUCGUAUGUAUCAUGACUGAGGAGCCUCGGCCCGCCCUGCAGGACAGCGCAGCCCUUGUCUCUAGGGCCAGGACACCCUGCCCUGCCUAUGGGAGGGGGUGAAGGGUGAACCUAGGCCCAGAGAGGGCAGCUCAGCCCACCGUCUCCCCUGCUGGCAGGUGGGAGCCCAGGCCCAGGAUAAAAUUGGGGCCCCUCCUGCCCUCCUGCAGGAAUGGGGAGCUGCGGCCCAGGGUGGGGAGCUCAGCCCCUGACCCCAAGGUUCACCAGCUCCCUGGCUCGUGUGGGCCAAAGCCCCUCUUUGUGCUGAUAAUAAAUUGGCAGACCUGGGGUGAGCCCUGACUCUG
Molecule: messenger RNA, 1507 nt
Organism: Phascolarctos cinereus (koala)
Lineage: Eukaryota; Metazoa; Chordata; Mammalia; Diprotodontia; Phascolarctidae
Gene: FIBP
Product: FGF1 intracellular binding protein
Biological process (GO): platelet aggregation
Cellular component (GO): nucleus
Molecular function (GO): fibroblast growth factor binding
Source: RefSeq, a predicted model, not a curated record